GUGUAGCCUACCUACCGAGGUGGAGGGACGAUGCCACCGUCUCAUAAUAACAGACAGUGCACGAACUGACCGCAUCAUCGAAAUUAAGAAUAUAAACCGUUAUUAAGACAGAUUGGGGCAAUAGAACAGGGGAGAAAAGAAAGGGAAAGACAGUUUAUGCAGUUUAAAACAUCUCUUCUCCGAAAGAAAGGAAAAUACUUGGAACUGUAGGAACUCCCUGGCUCACAUCCACAAAAGUGAUUCUGUCAUUAUGAAGAAGAGCAAUUUAGCCAAACGGGUAAGAUAUUGCUUUUAUUUUCAAGUAUUGGGUGCAAGUUUUUUGCCAUGCAUCUUUGCAUUAGGCUAUACAUUUUCUAGGAUAUACCUGGUAAUAUGCCCAGAAUCGGGCAUUACGCGCGCUUUGACACCACAGCACACAUUGGCGGCUAUAUCACACACAUUAUCUAUAUCACACAUUUGAUAGCCUACAAUUCCUAAACAAUGGUCGUUUGGCACCUCCUUAUGCGCGCCACAUUCAAUGUGUAGCCUAUCAGUUUCCUUGUGUGCCAUUACACGGAUUUCCUCAACAUUCCGAUUCAAUCUUCCAGUGAAGAGUACAAAGUGUUUUAUUUACAUUAGUGUGCCAUUGUUAGAUGCCCCUUGCGCUGUAUCAGUUGGUAGCUUUCAGAUAUUUUAUUUGCCACACCCUGGAUGUUAUAAGACCUGCAAUUAAAUUUUAAGCACAGAAGAGCGCACCAUUAUCAUUUUUGGGAAAAGACGCUUGGAGACUCAUAGUUGCCAGAGUGGACUUACUGGGGCUGAGAUGGAAAAGGCAUUUGCCUUUGAAAGAGCUAUUAUUCUCUCUGUACUCUCACGAACAUCUUGUUACCUAAGAUAAACUAGGUUUUAACGGAUUUAUUCCACUUUAAACAUGCAGGGUCCUCAAGAUGUCAACCAGCUGUCGUCGCAGCCAGACAAAGUAGGCUGGAUCCGCAAGUUCUGUGGCAAAGGGAUUUUCAGGGAAAUAUGGAAAAACCGUUUCGUGAUACUGAGAGGAGACCAUCUGUACAUCUCUGAGAAAGAGGUAUGGACUUCUCUUUUACCUCCACAGUGGAGGCUGCUGAGGGGAGGACGGUUCAUAAUAAUGGCUGGAAUGGAGCAAAUGGAAUGGCAUCAAACCAUGUGUUUGAUGUAUUUGAUACAUUUUACAUUUAUGUCAUUUAGCAGAAGCUCUUAUCCAGAGCGACUUACAGAGUGCAUUUUUUUUUUCAUGAUACCAUUCCACUAAUUCUGCUCCAGCCAUUACCACGAGCCCGUCCUCCCCAAUUAAGGUGUCACCAACCUCCUGUGCUCCAAUAUUAUGUGGAGGCCAGUGGAGGCUGCUGAGGAUAGGACGGCUCAUAAUAAUGGCUGGAAUAGAGACAAUGGAAUGGCAUCAAACACAUCAAAUACGUGGUUUCCAUGUGGUUGAUACCACUCCAUUGACUCCAUUCCAGCCAUUAUUAUGAGUCGUCCUCCCCUCAGCAGCCUCCACUGGUGUAGGCUAUAAUUGUGUCUACAUUGAGCGCACCUGUACUUGAAAUUGUUAAACGGCCAACCUGGCUGCCUUUGUUUGUGUGUGUGUGCAUGACUGACUGUGCUCUUGUGUGUGUGUGUGUGUAUGUGUGUGUACUUAUGAACAUUUGAUUUAAUUUGCCUGUACUGCCAUAGACAUUUCAGGUUUCCUUUGUUGCAGGCUCGCUCCCCUUGCUCAGUAGAGAUGUUUGUGUGUGUGUCUGUGUAUGUGGCUGACUGUGCACUACACAAUUGAAAACCAGUUAACCACAAAUACCACACAGCCUGUUAAAGAUGCACCAUUAAGAUUACAGCUUUGACGGCAAACAUGGAUGUCACUUUUUGGCCUGUGGAAGGACAUCUUGGGUUUCUCUGAGGAACUUGUUUUGUGAAAAUAUCCUUUAAUGUAAGCUACACAUGAGCUCUCAGCUCUUGGUCUGUUGUUUCCAGCAGAUGUUGUUAGAAGUCUAGAAAUCAAGGCUAGGGUCGCCAUGGAAAGGGCACUGUUGAAUGGCGCAGUGGUCUAAGGCACUGCAUCGCAGUGUUAACUGUGCCACUAGAGAUCCUGGUUCGAAUCCAGGCUCUGUCGCAGCCGGCCGCGACCGGGAGACUCAUGGGCGGCGCACAAUUGGCCCAGCGUCGUCCAGGGUAGGGGAGGGAAUGGCCGGCAGGGAUGUAGCUCAGUUGAUAGAGCAUGGCGUUUGCAACGCCAGGGUUGUGGGUUUGAUUCCCACGGGGGGCCAGUAUAAAAAAAAGAUGUAUUCACUAACUGUAAGUCGCUCUGGAUAAGAGCGUCUGCUAAAUGACUAAAAUGUAAAUGUAAAUGUAAAUGUAAAAGAAAUAGGGUAAAUUGUCAAAUCUAAGCACAAAUCACCAUGCAAGCGCAAAAAAAAUGAUGUGCUGAAUUCGGAUUACUUUCACUGACGCAAACGUGCCCAACUUCUGAGGUCAAUAAAAUACCCACUGGGCACAGACAUCAAUUCAACGUCUAUUCCACAUUGGUUCAACAUAAUUGAAAUGUGCCUAGUGGGUACUACUAUGGGCAUUGGUGGCAGAUGGUGACUCAGUAUCAUUGUUGGGCAAAUUUAGAACACUGUCCAUUACAAUACAACAGGUUUUGGCCAUGGCAUAGAGACAUAGCUAUUUUGUUUGACUGAAAGUAAUGGCUUAUGUCCAAGUGCUUUUAUCACAUGAAAGGUUCUAGUGAACAGCUUCAUUAUCAGUACAAGUUUCGAGAUCAUAUGGCCUAGGUGUUAAACCUUUAGCUGUAGCGAAUUCAUUCUGUCGAAAGGCACUGAAGCAUCAUAUCUGGGGAGUAGCACUGGUAUCUAUUUUUGUUGAUAACGACCACACUAUAGGGCAUGGACAGAAUCAGCCAUCCAUCUCUGUAUUCUUUAUUAUUUUCUGUGUUCUUUGUUUUUGAGGUCAGAUUCUGUUUAAUAUCACUGUUUCAAUACCCCCCCCCCCUCCCCCCAGCAGUAACCAUGGAGAUAAACGCUACUGACAACUGAGAGGGCACAGGUCUUUCUGAAAGCAGAAUAAUGCCCUUUAAAUUAUUCCUAUAAGGGAUUCUCAGAACAGCAAAUUAAAGUUCCACAAAAGGGUCUGCAUCGCUCUAUUGCUCUAAUGAAAGACAAACAUUUGAAGAUAAUAACUCGUAGACAUGCACUGGGUUCAGUUCAGGUUCAGUUAAGGCUAACCUUGUUAGUCAUUUAUCUCUGGUUCAGUUGUGGAUGUAGGUGUUACGCUUGCUAAUGAAACAAACAAACCUAUGACAACAUUGCUGGUUCACUUGAUGAUUCAGUCACAUGCAAUGCCUCUCUUGCCUUAUCUUCAAGCCCCAAAGGCCUGACUGAGUUUUGAGUGCUUCGCUGUCCGUUUCUGAACCCUGAACAAGGCUCCAACAGGGUACCCACAGGCUUCCCUUGAAGGGAGAGAGUGGGACUGAGGGCUCCAGCUGCAUGCAAUGCCAGUUUCCCCAAUAAUUUUAGAACCAAAGUUUAAAAAGUGUUUUUUCUUCUGUGCCCUGCUCCCUUACAGCUUGCUGGAUGAGCAACAAACACGUGUCAGAAACUCAUAAGACCAUGGCUGACGCAGCUGCGCCUCUCACUGCCUGAGGAUCCCUAAGCACCCAAUGCCCCCACCCCUCAACCCUACCCCACACACACACACACACACACUCAGCUGAGGUUCAGUUGCUUUGUAAUGCCAUUACCAUCCUCACCUGUGGUACAGAACGCAUCAAUUCAGCAUAGUUAACUUUAGUUCUCUUUCUUUCUCUCACACAUGCUCUUUAAUUUCUUGGAUGUUAUAGUUCUGUUAUGUAAUGCACCUAUGGCUCCAUUCACACUUAAUACAAUUCUAUUUUUGUUAAGGAGAUAUUUUCAUAUUAUGUAUAUUGGUAUUUAAUAUAAUAAUAUGCCAUUUAGCAGACGCUUUUAUCCAAAGCGACUUACAGUCAUGCGUGCAUACAUUUUUGUGUAUGGGUGGUCCCGGGGAUCGAACCCACUACCUUGGCGUUACAAGCGCCGUGCUCUACCAGCUGAGCUACAGAGGACCACGUGGCAUGCUAGCUAUUUGUCAGGUGAAGGUAACUGCUCCCCCAGUGCUGUUUGACCAGCGUGUCAUGUGCUCCGCUGCAACUUCUUAACCACGAUUAAUGGGGGUGCAUUAUUCAAAUGUGAACUUUGAAAAGACAAGCACGCUGUUCAUGAAGUAGGCCAGAAGGCUAAGAUGAACACUGAGGCUUUUGUAACUCCAACGCUCAGCGUAACUACAGCUGAACGGCCUCUUGGGGCCCGGGAUAAUCUUUUCAUUUUCCUAUAGAGUGCCCUCUUUGAGUUUGAUUUAAUGGCUUAUAGACCUUGAGUGCUAUCAUGUCGUUAGUGAGUUACAGCACAAUUUACGCUUUUGAACCAUAUUCACUGAAUUAAUUGCCUCUAUCAUUUCUAUUAAUCACAGGCGAAGGACAUUCAUAAUGUGGGUUUACUCCAACAUUUUAUACUGUAUUUCAAGGCAGGUGUGGUUUUGAAUCAACAUAAUCAAGCAUCCGCAAAAUAUACAACCUGCGGGAGUAUUUGUUUAAAUGUGUUAAACACUUGCGUUAAAACGUGACCAACAUUGCACUUUAACUUUACCUGCAAUUGAUUGAAUUGUGGCAUGAGUGUGCAAGCUGGACAAUUGCCUGCUGCCUCAUAAGAUUAGCUACAUAAGCUCGGGGAUGCACAGUAAGCAGGUAUACUGUUCUAUUACCUCGAAGCAUCCUCACAUGGGGCACCAGUUCGAUGUGUGAGAGAUUCUCAUAAGAGGAUUUGCAACCAUGCAACUGGGACUCUGAGACGUUAACUGCUGGUGACGUUACUCUGUACUACCCCAGAUUCAAACUUACUUCAUAAUUUGACCACUAAUAAGAGUGCAAAUAUCUAUCUAUCUAUCUGUUCUCCUGUCUUUUAUGUUUGAUUGUGAAGGAGAAAAGGGGGGUGAUACUGUAUUUAGAGGAAAAUUCACAGAGAGAAGUAAGGCGUAAGCUGGGAUGAACUCCUGCCGCAGGAGGGCAUAUAGUCUGGAGGUCAGCAACUCUACCACCAGACCCGACCCCGGCACAGAACACAAAUAUACACUGAGUGUACAAAACAUUAGGAACACGACAUGAAAUAGACUGACCAGGUGAAUCCAGUUGAAAGCAUUAUCCCUUAUUGAUGUCACUUGUUAAUUCCAGUUCAAUCAGUGUUGAUGAAGGGGAGGAGACAGGUUAAAGAAGGAUGUUUAAACCUUGAGACAAUUGAGACAUGGAUUGUGCCAUUCAGAGGGUGAAUGGACAAGACAAAAGAUUUAAGUGCUUUUGAAUGGGGUAUGGUAGUAGGUACCAGGCGCACCGGUUUGUGUAUGUCAAGAACUGGGUUUUUCACGCUUAACAGUUUCCCGUGUGUAUCAAGAAUGGUCCACCACCCAAAGGACAUCCAGCCAACUUGACACAACUGUGGGAAGCGUUGGAGUCAACAUGUGCCAGCAUCCCUAUGGAACGCUUUUCGACACCUUGUAGAGUCCAUGUCCAGACGAAUUGAGGCUGUUCUGAGGGAAAAAUGGGGUGUAACUCAAUAUUAGGAAGGUGUUUCUAAUGUUUUGUACACUCAGUGUAUUUUAAGACUAUUGAAUUUCAUCACCUCCCAGUUACUUUGCAGUGUCAGGGGAAACUAUUCAGGGAACAGCUCCAGUAUUCUAGUGUUGAACAUUUCAAGAUAUCGUUAAAGAUUUCAUCAUCUCAAAGAGCCUGUUAACUGCGGUGUAUUUUUCAUAUUAUGCCCGCUCAGCUACUGCUCAAUGCAAGAUUUUGAAUUAUUUUUUAUCAUCCUCAGCUCAAGCUUCCCAUAAUAGGCUACAGAGCCAGAGCUCUGAGAGCCUCAAUUCACCAGACAGGCAUGAUGCUACAAGAACGUGGAUUACACAACACAGGAACUGCAUAGAUGCGUGUGUUACAGUGAGGUCUGUUCGUCCAUAAAAGGCUGUUGUUGUGUGUGAAGUGUACACUAACGUAUGUUGUCAUAGUUGAGAAUAAGAUGUGUGUCUGUGUGCUGAGAGUGUAUGUUAUGGAGGUGUGUGCUCCUGUCUCUGCUCCCACGAUAUCAACCCUGUAUAUUGCUCUGCUCUUAUCUUAUAGCUGUGCUAUUGACUGCAGGUUACGCACAUCAUACAACUUUCAUAAGAGCACUCUCUGUUCUCUUCUCUAGUCUUUACACGUGCAGACAGAGAUGCUCCUGUAGAAUGCUCAAAGUGCUUCCACUGAAGCACUCAAUCUUUGAUCUAUGUGAAUCAUUUAUGGGAUUUCCGCCUAUGUUUCUGUACUGUGUAUAUAUAGAGUCUUUAUGGUUUUCAAUGGUGACGUGCAUGGCAUAUGAAAGAGGACACUAAAACAAAACAGGAUUUAGCGCGAGAGAGUGAGGGAAGCUUGUUUUCAUCAGAUACUGUAUGACCUAGGCCAGGAGGUUCUUGAGGGAAGAUUUUAGGCCAUGCAUUGAAGAAAUGUGGUGACGCAGUUGGACAAGUGUUUUGUAGUUGGUCAAGAUCUUUGUGAUUGAUGUAGCUUACAGAUACUGUUGCAAUGUGAUUGACUCAACAUCUGUGACAGAAAGCGAAUGUGUGACAAAGUUUUGUGGUUGAUAGAGAAACCCUGUGACUGGAGGAGCUUAGCAUAAAAUUGGACUAACACACCUCUGAAAUUGGUCAAGGACCACACAAGUGUUGUUACUGGUCCAACAGAUCAGUGGAGUUAUUGGUGAAAACUGUAUGUAAUUGGAAAUAGUGCAAGAUGACUGGUCAUUAAGCAUAUCAUAUGGUCAAUGUAACAAAGCUAUAUGAUUGGUGCAGGAAGGCCAUGGUGGUUUAGCUUUCCAUUCUUGUUAUGCUAGUUAUUUCAGGAAAGCCUACUGAAAUAUAGUAUUACAUUAUAAAUAAACCAGCCUCUUUAAACUCCCCAGCUCUAAACUGCAUUACAUUUUCCGCAGUGAUUGAAAAGAUGCUUUUAAUCCAUUUCACCUCUUAAUUCCAACCUGGUUUAUAUAAAAAUCAAAUCCUCUAGGGCUUGAUUACAGGGUAUUACCGGCAUGUCGACCAGAUUUUGGAGUGUGACCAAUCGGACAUCGCCUUUCCAUUCACUCUAGGGUUUCCCCCUGCAUUUUACUGUUGGAUGGGCUGCCACCGGCUAGUAUAGACUUUAUGUAUCUUUGCGUUACAGGGCUGUAUGUUACUGGGUCAUUCUCAGUGGUGGGCAUUUAACCCCCACUACCACCCCCCAACUCUGCUUUUCCAUAUACGUAGCAGGAGGGGAGUGAAAUAUUGAUGGGAUGGUGAGGUUCCAGAAUGGGUCCUCAGGGCUUCUUUUGCCCCAUAUUAGAGUUGCGAGCCUCUCUCUCUCUCACACACCCACACACACCCACACACACACAUACAGCUCAUGCUUAUCUUUUACAUUUUAAAUGCAGUUUGGGUGGCUAACGAAGAGGUAGCAGCAUGCGGUGGGACACAGUUUGGAUCUGUGUUUUAUCAGGAAGAAAUUGGACUACACUUUUGACGUAUUUAUUGUCCUCAUACAGUAUACUGUAUAUCGCUAGGCAUAAUAAAGUUCCUCACUGAAAUUAAAAGACACAAAUGGUCAAAUGUAGCCCUAACAAGUGCAUUUCAGGCUGCUAGUGGUUUAAUAGUGGUUGAUACUAGGCUGCAACACAUUAUUAAAUGAUACCGUAUGUGGUGGUUUCUUUGAUCACAGAAACUCUCAGAGUUGCACCGCGUCUCGUUCUAACGUUGGCAGAUUCCUCUGAUGCAGGGCUCUGUUGCUGUGGAAAAUCUCUAUGCAUCAAGAUGAAAGUGUAACACCCUUCCCAACACACACUCACAUCCACCCACAUUGCUAUGUGUACCAAUGAUGUUCAACCUUAUCUCUCUGCGUCUCCUUAGGUUCUCACAACAGACCUACACAUAGGCUUGUACCCAUGUCAAUAACCAACCCCCAACACCUCCAAAUACACACACACCGCACCAUGACCCCCAUUGACCCCGUUGAUGUGUAGAAUCUAAUGGGGCCCUCUGGGAGGUCCCACCACCCUUGAGGUUGUAUGUAAUCACCUGUCAGUCAGGCUGAAUGAAGGGGUCGAUGUCUCUGCCCCAGCGCUGUUGAUUACAAUUGAUCUGCGAUUAAAUGAGACACUUUGCUGCGGGGCCACGAGACCAAUAAUGGGAGGCAGGGGAGUAAUACAGGAACACCCGCUCCAAGACUAAAUUUCUCAACCAAUUUGUCUGGCUAUUGCUUUUGGGCGGCAUUGGGAAGCAGGUUUUGAAAAUAAACACAUAUUUCAAUGCUCUGUGUAAAAGUAUGAUCAUAACUUGGUAACAUUCUGAUGUCAGGCCUGUAAUGGAAUUUUUAAAGACAUUUGGACUUGUCCUAAAAAGGCAGUCAGUACACCUACAGAAGUGCUUCUGUAUGGGCAUUUAAGGCCUGAUAUUCCAGAGAAUUUCAUUUGAAACCUCAAUAACAUAAUGGAUGAUACGAAUGUGAGAAACUGAUGAUUUUUACCCAGGCACUGUGGUGUGUCUCUGUGCUGUUGAAAGCUGCUGGAUAACAGAGAGUGGUAAUUAAGCAAUAAUUACCACUCUCUGUUACCACGGCUAAGGGCUGUUCUUAGGCACGACGCAUCGCGGAGGGCCUGGAUACAGCCAUUAGUCGUGGUAUAUUGGCCAUAUACCACAAACCCCUGAGGUGCUUUAUUGCUAUUAUAAACUGGUUACCAACGUAGUUAGAACAGUAAAAAUAAAUGUUUUGUCAUACCCAUCGUAUACGAGCUUAUAUACCACGGCUGUCAGCCAAUCAGCAUUCAGGACUGGAACCACCCAGUUUAUAAUUAGUAUUUUCCCUUUGGUUAAACUCAAGAUGACUUGCUGUAAUGCACAGUAGGUUGUUCUGUGUGUGUGUGUGAGGGAGUUUGAGCGUGUGAGUGUGUGUGUGUGUGUAUGUGUGUGUGUGUGUGUGUGUGUGUGUGUGUGUGUGUGCGUGCAUAUGUGUGUUUUUGUGGUAGACAGAUAGUUUAAGGUUCAAAACAAAUUGACAAAGCUAAUUUGCCAGUGCCAUCUUGCACAUCUGUAUAGACCUGAGUUGUAACUACUUCCUGUUUUCUCUGUGUGUUUCCAGGUGAAGGAUGAGAGGAAAGUCCAGGAGUUGUUUGACCUGGCUGACUAUGAACGAUCUGAGGAGCUGCGCAAGGCCAAAAGCCGCAGUAAGAAGAACCACAGCAGGUUCACCCUGCUUUGCUGCAAGCAGCCUGGGAAUACGGUGAGUCCUUCUGCCCAGGGAGAGUGAAGGAGUCAGGCAGGGAGGCUGCGCAUGGCCUGGGGUGUGUUGCCCUCAGUGGGAAGCCCUUACUGCAGGUGUCGAUUUUAGCUGAAAAUGCACUUAGAAGUUUUAUUUUGCUGAAAACUUAAACUUGAGGGAAGUUUAUCCUCAGACAUAGUUUGUGGUUUUCUGUAAAGAGAGAGUAUGAGAUAUAGAGUACAUGUUCAAAUCAAAUCAAUCAUAUUGUAUUUGUCACAUGCUUCGUAUACAAGAGGUAUAGACUAACAGUGAAAUGCUUCCUUACGGGUCCUUUUCCAACAAUGCAGAGUUAAAGAUAACGGAGUACACAGAGUUUUUGUAUCUCAAUAGAGAGAAAUAUAAUGGCGUCUUUUUGUAGGAACACUGCCAUGGUUCAUUGGACAAAGCCUAUGGGGAAGUGAAUGGCGUUUUGGGAUAAACGCUGAAAAUAAGGUAUAUGGUAAACACAGGCUUAGGAGAUCUUGAAGCAUUUAAGUCAUUUUUUAAAAGCACAUAAAGGCUUCAUAAUUCAUAAAGGUCAUGUUAACUGACAUAUUAUCUCAUAAAACAAAACGUAUAAGAUCUCCUAAGCCUGUAUUAACCUCAGACCUUGUUUUCUGCUGUGCCCACUCCGCUACCUACGUAGUUGCUGUGCUUACUGCUUCGCUGCCGGUCCCCCUCCUUGAUCGCCUUUGUCUGGUCACUGGUGUAGCCUACAAACUUCAUGUUGUACACAAAACUGUUUGCACUAUUGCAUUCCCUCAGCAGGCUAUUAAAGCAUAAGCGCAAUUUCCUACAAAUUUAAUGUUGUACACAAAACUGUUCGAACUACUGCAUUUCAUGCCUCAGUAAGCAUAAGUGGGGUUUCAUGUUAUUUUUUGAGGGGAGUAGGCUACAUGUAGCUAUUUAAAUGUUUUACACAAAAUACAUUAUCGACAUGUACAAACUUUGUUGUCAGUAUUGCAAACAUAAGCACGACAACCUUAAGAAAGAGGUUUCCGGCAGGGUGGGCGGGGGCGGGGCGUGGGCUCUGUAUCCAUAGCCACGGCCUAAAGAUAAAAACAUAAAAAAUAGUGACACGAGGAAUAAAUACACAGUGAAUAACAAUAAAAAGUAAAAAUAACAUGGCUAAAUACAGGGAGUACCAGUACCGAGUCGAUGUGCAUGGGUACAAGGUAAUUGAGGUAGCUAUGUACAUAUACAGUGGGGAGAACAAGUAUUUGAUACACUGCCGAUUUUGCAGGUUUUCCUACUUACAAAGCAUGUAGAGGUCUGUAAUUUUUAUCAUAGGUACACUUCAACUGUGAGAGACGGAAUCUAAAACAAAAAUCCAGAAAAUCACAUUAUAUGAUUUUUAAGUAAUUAAUUUGCAUGUUAUUGCAUGACAUAAGUAUUUGAUACAUCAGAAAAGCAGAACUUAAUAUUUGGUACAGAAACCUUUGUUUGCAAUUACAGAGAUCAUACGUUUCCUGUAGGUCUUGACCAGGUUUGCACACACUGCAGCAGGGAUUUUGGCCCACUCCUCCAUACAGACCUUCUCCAGAUCCUUCAGGUUUCGGGGCUGUCGCUGGGCAAUACGGACUUUCAGCUCCCUCCAAAGAUUUUCUAUUGGGUUCAGGUCUGGAGACUGGCUAGGCCACUCCAGGACCUUGAGAUGCUUCUUACGGAGCCACUCCUUAGUUGCCCUGGCUGUGUGUUUCGGGUCGUUGUCAUGCUGGAAGACCCAACCACGACCCAUCUUCAAUGCUCUUACUGAGGGAAGGAGGUUGUUGGCCAAGAUCUCGCGAUACAUGGCCCCAUCCAUCCUCCCCUCAAUACGGUGCAGUCGUCCUGUCCCCUUUGCAGAAAAGCAUCCCCAAAGAAUGAUGUUUCCACCUCCAUGCUUCAUGGUUGGGAUGGUGUUCUUGGGGUUGUAUUCAUCCUUUUUCUUCCUCCAAACACGGCGAGUGGAGUUUAGACCAAAAAGCUCUAUUUUUGUCUCAUCAGACCACAUGACCUUCUCCCAUUCCUCCUCUGGAUCAUCCAGAUGGUCAUUGGCAAACUUCAGACGGGCCUGGAAAUGCGCUGGCUUGAGCAGGGGGACCUUGCGUGCUCUGCAGGAUUUUAAUCCAUGACGGCGUAGUGUGUUACUAAUGGUUUUCUUUGCGACUGUGGUCCCAGCUCUCUUCAGGUCAUUGACCAGGUCCUGCCGUGUAGUUCUGGGCUGAUCCCUCACCUUCCUCAUGAUCAUUGAUGCCCCACGAGGUGAGAUCUUGCAUGGAGCCCCAGACCGAGGGUGAUUGACCGUCAUCUUGAACUUCUUCCAUUUUCUAAUAAUUGAGCCAACAGUUGUUGCCUUCUGACCAAGCUGCUUGCCUAUUGUCCUGUAGCCCAUCCCAGCCUUGUGCAGGUCUACAAUUUUAUCCCUGAUGUCCUUACACAGCUCUCUGGUCUUGGCCAUUGUGGAGAGGUUGGAGUCUGUUUGAUUGAGUGUGUGGACAGGUGUCUUUUAUACAGGUAACGAGUUCAAACAGGUGCAGUUAAUACAGGUAAUGAGUGGAGAACAGGAGGGCUUGUUAAAGAAAAACUAACAGGUCUGUGAGAGCCGGAAUUCUUACUGGUUGGUAGGUGAUCAAAUACUUAUGUCAUGCACUAAAAUGCAAAUUAAUUACUUAAAAGUCAUACAAUGUGAUUUUCUGGAUUUUUGUUUUAGAUUCUGUCUCUCACAGUUGAAGUGUACCUAUGAUAAAAAUUACAGACCUCUACAUGCUUUGUAAGUAGGAAAACCUGCAAAAUCGGCAGUGUAUCAAAUACUUGUUCUCCCCACUGUAGGUAGGGGUAAAGUGACUAGGCAACAGGAUAGAUAAUAGACAGUAGCAGCAGCGUACACUCAGUGGCCAGUUUAUUAGAUACAUAACCCCGUUCACGAAAAUGGUUAGCUCCUACAGACAGUGAGUCACGUGGCCGUGGCUUGCUAUAUAAAGCAGGCAGACAGGCAUCGAGGCAUUCAGUUACUGUUCGAUUGAACGUUAGAAUGGGCAAAACAAGUAACCUAAGCAACUUUGAGCGUGUUUAUGAUUGUCGGUGCCAGGCAUGCCGGUUCCAGUAUCUCAGAAAUGGCCAGCCUCCUGGGCUUUUCAUGCACGACAGUGUCUAGAGUGUACCGAGAAUGGUGCAGCAAACAAAAAACAUCCAGUCAGCGGCAGUCCUGUGGGUGAAAACAGCUCGUUGAUGAGAGGUCGAAGGAGAAAGGCAAGAAUCGUGCAAGCUAACAGGCGGGCCACAAACAGGCAAAUAAUGGCGCAGUACAACAGUGGGGUGCAGAACAGCAUCUCGGAAAGCACAACUCGCCGGUCCUUGUCACGGAUGGCCUAUUGCCGCAGACGACCACACCGAGUUCCACUCCUAUCAGCUAAAUACAAGAAGAAGCGCCUCCAGUGGGCACGCAAUUCUACCAGCUCUCACAUUAUCACGUUAGAAUUAGACAUUCAUCCAUGUUUCUCAAAUGUCAAAUUUCGAAGUGUUUAAGGUUAAGUUUAGGCAUUAACUCAGAAUUUUAAAGGUUAGGGUUAAGUUCAGGCAUUAACUCCAAAUUCUUAAGGUUAGGCAUUAACUCCGAAUGGUAAAGGUUAAGGUUUGGGAUAGGCUUAAAACAAAAAUAUCAAAAACAAUUGCUGAUUUCGAACUUGCAACCUUUAGAAUCAGAGGCAGGUGCUUACACCCAUCUGCCAUCCCCCAUACCCCAUACCCGCCCACAAUGCCCUAGCAAAACUGAAACCUACUUGAAGGUAACAGCACUCACUGUUGCCCCUUGUGGCCGGUUUCCACGUCAUCUCCCGACGUCCUCAGACAUGAAUGGACGUUGAAUACUGACUUGUAUCACAGGUCACCAACACUGGACAAUUGUGUGGAAAAACAUCGCCGGGUCUGACGAAUCCCGGUCCCUGUUGCGUCAUGCUGAUGAAUUUUGCGUAAGCAGCAUGAGUCCAUGGCUCCAUCCUAGUUGGUGUCAACGGUACAGGCUAGUGGCAGUGGUGUAAUGGUGUGGUGUAUGUUUUCCUGGCACACGUUAGGUUCCUUGAUACCAAUUGAGCAACCUUUCCAUGCCCUGAAGAAUUCCGGCUGUUCUGGAGGCAAAGGGGGGUCCGACCCGGUACUAGAUAGGUGUACCUAAUAAAGUGUGUGUGUAUGUGUGUGUUUGGGUGUCAGUGUGUGGGUAGAGUCCAGUGUGUGUGCAUAGAGUCAGUGCAAGAGAGUUAGUGCAAAAAAUUUGUCUAGCUGAUUAUUUAUUUUUCUCUCUGGGAGAUUAUAUGGUUGUGUUACCACAUUGGAUUGGACAGUAACACACUCCCACCACAGACCGGGAUUGGUGGAUUUCUCCAGAAAGACAUAAUCCAUAGAAUCCCAUUAACACUGAAGAGGCAUUCUCUGUAACGCACAAAUCCUAUAGAGAUUCCACCCACAGUUGUCGCUUCUGACCCACUGCAGUUCCUUUAGAUCUCGGCACCAGCUGCUGGUUCAUUUUACAUAAUUGUUCACUGUCUUAGUGUGAUAUUCUAUAAUUACGUUUCAGGAAUGGAAGGGGGAAGUGUGUGUUUGAGAGAAGAUUGCAAUUAUAUACAAGAAGAUUAAGGGCAGAUGCUCAAUUUACCUGUUUUUGUCAAGCUUUGCAGAGAUUCUUCCUCCAGCUUACAGCUUAGACCCUGCUCUAGAUAAGAACCAUCUUUAACAUUUACUGAGGCGCAAUCUCCUUUUCUUGGCGAUUUAGGCAAAGCCGCCCCAUUAAGCUUUCUGUCCCCCUCUCCAUCUCUCACACAUUGGCUACAUUCUGACUCUCCCUCCAGCCAAUGCUUACACUACAUUCUAACUCUCCCUCCAGCCAAUGCUUACACUAAUGUAUUGCUUUUAAAUCCAUGAUUAGAGUAUGCAAGUACACACUUAGGAAGAAGGGUGAAUAUUGGGAGUAUCCCUUUCUCAUCUUCUUUCAACCAAUCAAUCGAUUCUUUCCUUUCCUCAGGUGCCCAAUCUUGUGUUUUUGGCCGUUAGCCCCGAGGAGAAGGAGUCAUGGGUCAAUGCCCUCAAUACAGCCAUCAUCAAAGCCAAGAACCGCAUUUUUGAUGAGGUAGGUCAGUCACUCUCCUCCUCUCCAUCCCUGUCCCUAUGUCGCUAGCUCUCACUUCUCCUCAGAUUUCUACAGCUUUCCUUCUUUUUCUCUCUCUUUAGCAUGUCUCUCAUGCAACAUUUAUUAUUUUAAAUGAAACCACCACCACUCAAAACGCCCCCACAGCCAGCCAUAAAAAGUUUCCAGACAAAUGUAACCUUGCCGUUACUAAGCACACUAUGUACAGUUGAAGUCGGAAGUUUACAUACACUUAGGUUGGAGUCAUUAAAACUCGUUUUUUCAACCACUCCACAAAUUUCUUUUUAACAAACUAUAGUUUUGGCAAGUCGGUUAGGACAUCUACUUUGUGCAUGACACAAGUAAUAUUUCCAACAAUUGUUUACAGAAAGAUUAUUUCACUUAUAAUUCACUGUAUCACAAUUCCAGUGGGUCAGAAGUUUACAUACACUAUGUUCACUGUGCCUUUAAACAGCUUGGAAAAUUCCAGAAAAGGAGCUUCUGAUAGGCUAAUUGACAUAAUUUGAGUCAAUUGGAGGUGUACCUGUGGAUGUAUUUCAAGGCCUACCGUCAAACUCGGUGCCUCUUUGCUUGACAUCAUGGGAAAAUCAAAAUAAAUCAGCCAAGACCUCAGAAAAAAAUUGUAGACCUCCACAAGUCUGGUUCAUCCUUGGGAGCAAUUUCCAAAUGCCUGAAGGUACCACGUUCAUCUGUACAAACAAUAGUACGCAAGUAUAAACACCAUGGGACCACACAGCCAUCAUACCGCUCAGGAAGGAGACGCAUUCUGUCUCCUAGAGAUGAACAUACUUUGGUGCGAAAAGUGCAAAUUAAUCCCAGAACAACAGCAAAGGACCUUGUGAAGAUGCUGGAGGAAACAGGUACAAAAGUAUCUAUAUCCACAGUAAAACGAGUCCUAUAUCGACAUAACCUGAAAUGCCACUCAGCAAGGAAGAAGCCACUGCUCCAAAACCACCAUAAAAAAGCCAGACUACGGUUUCCAACUGCACAUGCGGACAAAGAUCGUACUUUCUGGAGAAAUGUCUUCUGGUCUGAUGAAACAAAAAUAGAACUGUUUGGCCAAAAUGACCAUCGUUAUGUUUGGAGGAAAAAGGGGGUUGCUUGCAAGCCGAAGAACACCAACCCAACCGUGAAGCACGGGGGUGGCAGCAUCAUGCUAUGGGGGUGCUUUGCUGCAGGAGGGACUGGUACCCUUCACAAAAUAGAUGGCAUCAUGAGGAAGGAAAAUGAUGUGGAUAUAUUGAAGCAACAUCUCAAGACAUCAGUCAGGAAGUUAAAGCUUGGUCGCAAAUGGGUCUUCCAAAUGGACAAUGACCCAAAGCAUACUUCCAAAGUUGUGGCAAAAUGGCUUAAGGACAACAAAGUCAAGGUAUUGGAGUGGCCAUCACAAAGCCCUGACCUCAAUCCUAUAGAAAAUGUGUGGGCAGAACUGAAAAGGCGUGUGCGAGCAAGGAGGCCUACAAUCCUGACUCAGUUACACCAGCUCACCCAACUUAUUGUGGGAAGCUUGUGGAAGGCUACCCGAAACAUUUGACCCAAGUUAAACAAUUUAAAGGCAACGCUACCAAAUACUAAUUGAGUGUAUGUAAACUUCUGACCCACUGGGAAUGUGAUGAAAUAAAUAAAAGCUGAAAUAAAUCAUUCUGUCUACUAUUAUUCUGACAUUUCACAUUCUUAAAAUGAAGUGGUGAGCCUAACUGACCUAAGACAGGGAAUGUUUACUAGGAUUAAAUGUCAGGAAUUGUGAAAAACUGAGUUUAAAUGUAUUUGGCUAAGGUGACUUCAACUGUACAAUUUGUGAAUUUAGACAAAAGCACAGUCUACAUCUUUCAAUACGGGAAACACGUAAGUGGUAUCUCCCCAGGCAAGGAUGAGAGAUCAAAGAGUUUCCUCGCUGACUCAUCCAUCUCCGUCGGGAACAGAGUCCUCGUUAAUGCUCCGUCCCUGCCGACGCCCACCUGUUUUCCUCGUACCUCUCGAUCAAACAGUGGCUCCCUCCCCAUCACACACUAUAGGGUGAAAAUCCAUCUUCCGUAGUUAGAGAUCGUCGGGAAGUGAGAAUGAACUCUGCAGCAUGUCUGCCACCCCGAUAGUGAGAAUGCUCUCGAGUAUCAAGCAAAAGGUGUGAAGUGCCUGCUUUAGCACAGCAGGUUGAAUUCCAACACACAACAAAUAAUGUACUCUAAUGUACUCUACUGUUCUCUACAUUACAUCUUUAGCUCAUGCUAAGGGGAAGUUACUUGUUGCACUUACAACCUCCUACUCUUUCAUCCAUUCCCAUAACUCUCCCUCCACAAAUAUACAUUUAUGUUAUUCUGCAUGUAAAAAUAAAUAUCUUUCCAUAGGUCACAAUUGAAGAGGACAGUGUCCUGGUGCACCCUACACGUGAUCGUGCCAAGAUUCCCCAUGCACGGCGCUUGCCCACCCGGGGACACCUCAUGGCUGUGGUGGGUGUUGCUAACUUGGCUAACACUGACAUUUCAGUUCCAAGUCAAUAUUAUAUUUGUGGAAGGCAAAUAAGGAAUUGUACUGUUUGUAUUGUAAGGAUUAACCUGGUCUGUUGCAUUGAAUGCUAAACUCUCUUGUGCUCUCCCUAGGCAUCCACCUCUUCAGACGGAAUGUUGACCCUUGACCUUGUCCACGAGGAAGAUGACUCCACCCCAGAAGAUGAGGAAGAACGCUUCUGGGAAAAUAACUUCCGGGUUGACCUAGACAAACGGACCACAGGUCGUCAGCGUUCUGGCACAGACGUCUCCAAACUCUGUGUCACAACAAGGGACCCAAGGGUACCCAAGACGGGCAGCCUGCCUCGCGGGAGCGAGCUCUCCUGGGGCCGUGCGCACCAUCUUGAGGCUCAAUCCCGCACCCCUCAACCAGGGAAGAGGUUCAGUGCCCAGGGUAGGAGCCGCUGCGCCUCCAUGGACGAGGUCCUUUCCUCACGGCCAGCCAGGGGUGUCCUUCGCCCUCGCCCCACAGAUGAACCUGUCCAGCCUGUUGGACAACUGCAGAGUCUUAUCGCCCAGAAAAUGCAGAGGGCUCAGGAACUGCUGGAAGAAAUGCGAUUGGAGGAACUGCAACAUGCAAAGGGCUUUGACUCGCCCUAUCUGAAGGGCAUUGACUCGCCCCGCUUGCACCAUCUGAGAGGGUCUGAGUCUCCUCACUCCAGGGCCUCAGGCUCACCUCGCAGUAAGAGUAGUGACUCCCCUCGUUUGAGGGUAAAAGACUCACCUCGUUUGAGGGGGAAAGACUCACCUCGUACGAAGGGCAAGAAGUCCCGCUCAAAAGGUACAGACUCACCCCAUUCAAAGAGUGAUGACUCUCCUAAUUUGAGGGGUAAUGACUCCCCCCGUCUCAGGGUUACUGACUCUCCCCGUCUCAGGGUUGCUGAUUCUUCCCGUUUCAAGGAAACAGACUCGCCAAGUCUGAAGGGUUCUGACUCUCCACAUCUCAAGAACAUUGGUUCACCCUUUUCAAAAAGUUUUGACUCAUCUAGUCUGAAGGGUUCUGACUCGCCUCGCAUCAAGGAUACUAAUUAUCCUGUUCUGAGGGGUAAGGACUCACUAAAUAUCAUUGGUAAGAAUUCUCAGAGUCUGAAGAGUAUCGUCUCACCUUGUCUGAAGGGUGCUGACUCGCCCCAUCUGAAGGGUAAUGACUCGCUCCAUAGUAAGAGUGCACACUCACUUCUCAGUGACUGUGAUUUGGAGAGUAGACGGGCGGAGGCGGAGCGUCUUCUGCAGGAAGCCGUCUCCUCCUGGCGUCAGGCUAAGGAGGUGCUGGAGGAGGUGAAGGAGCUGCAGACGCAGUCACUAAACCGCCGCUCCGAAAAGAAAACAAUAGACAGGCCCCCAACACCGCCACAGGACUAUAGGCUGGAGGACCAAUGACUCUGUCGCACCACAGCUGAAAGGCAUGCUGGCUUCUCUCCAAACAAAGACAAUAAAAAGAGCACUAGGGGCAUGGAGUACAUACAGUACAUUUUCUGUCACGUUUUUGUUGUCAUUACUUGCCAGUGUUGAAGCACAAAGCUUUUAGGCUUUACUGCUCCCGUUGCACUUUCCUAUCUUGAUCUUUGUUUAUAUACUGUAUACUAGUCAAAUUAAGCUGAGAAAGUAAUGACAGAAUAAUUUUAUUACCACUGCUGUUUGCUUGCUGGUGUGAAUAGGUUAGAUGGACCUUGACCCCAUAAUAUGAUUCUGUGCAUUAGAUUUUGUUCCCUUUGUCAAAGGCUCUGUGUUCCAUUCUGUUGAUGGAGGGAUGAGCUUCUGGGUUGUAGGAGCAGAUCAUGGUUUAUGGCUUAAUCCUGGUUCGUGGAUGGGGGGUGACUCAGACUGAGAGGCAUAAACAGGGCUAGAGCGGAGGUGCUGUGCCUCGGUGACACUGACACACCCAGGGAAAGUCAUAUUUUUACAUUUAUUAUCCACCAGAGGUGGGUUAGGUUUCAUUGCAAAAUGCUUUGUACUUUAAAUAUAAACAUGAAAUGCUUUUUUAUAAUGGACGAAUGGAAUGAGAAUGUUUGCGUGGAAACAUUGUCUGAGGAGCAUUAUUUCAGUGUGAAAUGCAUAUAUGGAGAAGAUGCUCUCUUUCGGUUAGCUUCAGUUAUUGACAACUUGCAGUCAAGUCCAAUGACCUUGAAACAUCAAGGAUUUCCCCAGUUUCUCUGUGUCAGAAACCUAGUAUUGUAGUUGUUGGUCUUCUCAGAGACCGAAUACAAAGGCAAUCUUCCUCUUACUGUGAGCUUGUUAUUUCCUCUUCCCCUCUGUGUCCUAAACUGAGCAAUAGUAUUCCACGGACAGAUUCAAGAUGCCUGUUAACAUUAUGCAAUCAAACUGAUUUAAACUCACUAGUUGGAUUCCCAACAUUUAUAGCUAAAACUCAUAGACCACAAGGCCACUUUGAUUGCAAGGAUAUCAAGUAACACCACUUUGUUUUAUUAAAUGUACUUUUAUUUUCGGGUCAUGUAACGUGGUCUCUUGCUUGUACUCAGAAUUCCUCUAUUGUUUUGGUUAAUUGGGGUUCUGUGAUCUACAAAAGCCUGCAUGUGAGUGAUUCAGCGGAAGCGAGCAAGAGAACAUGCUCAUUAACUCUGAUCAGCUUUUGAGGAGAUAUGCUAUUAUGGGAUUAUAAUUGCAGGCGUCAUGUUGAGUCUCUGUAGUGUUUGUUGCACUUCUAAUCAGGUGGGCAGAUGAUUUCAACAGUUCUUCUGUCUCUCUUCCAAAAGGUGCACAGGGUAAUCUCACAACAAGAGGAUACAUUAUUUGAUGAGAGAGAGAUGAUUAAAGCUUCUGAAAGGUUUUCAGGGCACAAAGAUAUUACAUUUGGAGAUUUGAAGAUGGGUUGGUUGCACUGCACUAUUUCAUACCAAAAUAGGGUGGAAAUCAAUGUUCUUAGUAUCAUGUCCUGGUUUAGUCACAUGGUCAGUAUUUCCUGCCAUGUCAUUGGCUGACUGCCAAAAUAUGACUCAUAGGUCACUGAGUUGAUAUUAACAUGCACAGUGCAUCUAGGACAGGACAAACAUCGCUCCAUUACACCAGGCUCACCUCACAUAUGGUUACAAUCACUCAUGUAUGGUUGCAGUUUAUCGGUUUAUUUGAUUAUGUGUAUGUGUGUGUCCCUUCAGCAGUAAUUAUAUGCCUUUGGUGCACAUGACAACAUGCAAUACAGUAGGCCUAAUGUUGAUAACGAAAGAGAUAUCCACCACCGCUUUGUAAUCUGAGCUAAGCCAAAGACCAGUGUAAAGCAACUCUGCCAGAAAUAAGUGAAAAGUGGUUAGAAUGUCUCAAGCAAUCUCAGAAAUUGAUUUUAUUAACAGCAAUUGUGAAAUGACUAGUGUAUG
Coregonus sp. 'balchen' is the source of this 20322-nucleotide messenger RNA. The record is from the annotation of a GenBank genome assembly. NCBI's taxonomy places the organism in Eukaryota, Metazoa, Chordata, Actinopteri, Salmoniformes, Salmonidae.